CCAUAAUCGGUGUCCAUGCUGCUCCGCUCACAGUGUCUCUCACCGCAAGGCAGCAGUCACUCGAAACAUGGGAGCGGUAUAAAAAUCCAUUACAUCAGAUCCUUUCGUGCGUCACAGCGUCUUUAGACGCUUUGGCUAUCGAUGCGCCCUGUUUGCAGCAGAAGGCCCCCAACUCUGUGGUUCGGCGGAUAUUUUGGAGCUGGAUGGGGUGGCUCCGGCUCAUUUAGGCGGAUUUAAACACUCUUCUGGUUCUCCCUAUGUUACAGUCUCAUUCUAAGCGUUUGUAGUCAACUUAUAUUAUUGGCAAUUUGUAACCCUGAGUCUUACAGUUCAGCGUGUUUCACAGGCAUUUGCAGAGCUCCGGGUGAUCAACUUCGAUAUGAAGUUCGCCCCUGAUGGGUGCCAUCGGCGCAUGGGUUUCAUAAGGCCUCCUGUCGCUUCACGUCACUUUUGAUCGCCUGUUUUUAUACAAUGAGGCAGCCUCAAGGUCAAACCCAAGCGUUAUCUUGAACACGUCGUUGGUCCCUCGAAGCGCUUGUGAUCAACAUGCCUUCUCUUGUCACCUGGAGUCAUUUGCGCAAUGAACGGAAAGGCAGUGGGGUAGUAAAUGCUCCUGACCUUGAGCGCAUUGCGUUGGCACUGGCUAAUGGUACAACCGAAGCUGCAACGGCGUUGUACAAACUGCAGACGGCACUUAAUAAUUAUAAUGAUAAAAAACCUAUUCCUCGACAACUGGAUUCUUUCAGCUCUUUCAAGAGCGAUUUCCUUGCUGGUCUAGAGGCACUCAUCUCGUUCCUUCAGAACUGUCAUGGAUAUGCGGACGACUAUGUCACCCUAUGCGAAUCUUCUUCCACGAACUUGGCGACCCAAAAGUCCUUACUCACCGUCCACCUUGCCACCGUAAAGCAGACAUGUUCCGAAGCUGGGGCCCUUAUGACUGGGUAUGACGAGACGUACAGCAAAUUCAAUGAAUGUCGUUUGAAGUACCUUUUCCAACGACGUUUCAGUGUGCCAACUGGCCCUCUAUACCCUUCCCGCACAACCAGAGGCACCACUAUGGACGAUUCGAUCCCUGAUUUUGUUAAAGCCGCCAGAGCAGCAGUACGCCCAAACGAAGCAGAAGCUCUCGCAGCUUCAAACGCGGCGCUGCAGCACAUACAGGAAUCAUUGAAGGACUUGGUAGCGUUUUGGAAGGAUGAAUCAUACGUGCUUCACUCUUUGGUCGUGGCUCUAAACUCAAAUUCUGCAACUAUUUCACGGGAAAGCCAGAGGGUGGCUAUGGAAAAAUGGAGACAUUAUCAAACAGUUAUACUCGGUGCUAUGUCUUCCAUAGCCGCGUCUGCAGAUGUCACCAAGGUUGAUGCGCCGCAAUCAAGUCUGAAACCUCAGAAAGGGAUAUGGGGUAUGGUUCGUUAUCCGGCUGAAUGGAAGUGGACGAAUUUAUUUGGGCGUUGAGGUCGAGAUGUAAACCUUUAUCCAGCCAAGAGAUUAUAAUAUUAUCACACAUAAUGGAAUGCGAUUAACACCUGG
Messenger RNA from Serpula lacrymans var. lacrymans S7.9, 1530 nucleotides. RefSeq lists its product as uncharacterized. The coding region runs from base 547 to 1455 and encodes 302 amino acids. NCBI's taxonomy places the organism in Eukaryota, Fungi, Basidiomycota, Agaricomycetes, Boletales, Serpulaceae. The record is from RefSeq and is a predicted model, not a curated record. The transcript has 4 exons.